GUACCUGGUCCCAGUAAGGCCAUUUUAGGGGAGGACUGUCGGUGGCGGCGUCGCACUUGUCAACGCCCUUCAGAAGUUCUCAGCCUAGACAGACGGAAAAUGGAACAGAGGAAGACAAGAGGGAACAGUAUCAAAAAGUUAGAAGCCAUCCAGGAAAAACUCAACAGCGUGCACAAGAUCGUGACAGAGGCGUAUGGAAAUGCUGAGUGACACCAGGGAAGAUCUGAGGAGGAGACUGUGCACCACGUGCGGGGGCGUGGGGUCCGUCCUGCACAAACUUCAGCACAACCCACACUCCCACAGGCUCUGGUUUCGGUUCAGACACAGGCGAGCUGCUCGCUUGGCCUAGGAGGGCUUGCACGGGGUCCCGCACACGUUCCCCCACCUCCAGGCUCACGGGCAGGGGACCCAACGUGUUCCCGGGGUGCUUCAAAAGCAUUAUGUUUAAGUCCACGUGCCAUAGUGGCCAUGAAACCACCAAGACUGAGAAGUCCAGCUCAACGCAGAAUGUCUUGGGAAACCGCGUUAAAAUGAACUCUUGCCAGAAAUGACGAAGAGAGCGGAAAGGCAUGCUCCGGGGCAGAAGGAUACGCUGCCCACGUACGCCUGGUGAAGGACUUGCACCCCUCCCCCACCCGCCCACCGCCAGCUGAUGAGCCUGAGGGGCCGUGGUCCCGCUGGUGUUGGGAGAAGACCAACGGAAUGAAAGCCACCAUCCACUCACCUUCGGGCCUUGGGAACAGACAGGGUGGCGGUGGGGUGUGCAGGACACUCCUCGGCCCCAGAACGUGGUGACCUGCUAACUACUCGGGAAGGCUCGACCUCACCUGCCGAGAAGACACGCACCUGGAUCCCAAUAAGUCCACCGAGGGCCCACAAGCUCGCGGCACUGUCCACGGGCAGUAGGUGGGUGAGUGCGUCCUAAGGCACGAGCGAGGAUGUGGGGACAGCUGUGUGUACGAGCUGGCUGAAUCGCACGUCACACAAGCAGCCAGACCCAGCGCUUGCGUGGGUCCCCACACACCUGACGCCAGACGCCUCGGGGAGACCCUCAGGGGUCCAACUCCCUGAGUGGUGGGGGCUGACUACGGGUGUUGCUGCAGCGAGCACCCGCCGCAGCGGCGAGGUCCCGUGGAGCGUUUCGGCCAUGCAGGCCCAGCCGGGGUUUACAGAAAGAGCCCUGUCCCCUCCCGCUGCACACCCUCCCUUCCCAGCCGGGCCGAGAGCUUGGCGGAACGUGCUGAGUCGGCACUUUGUGCUCUGUAAACGCGUGUUUACCGUGUCAAUUUCUGGGCGUGCACUUUCUCUGGCAGAUCUAUAAUUUCUCAGAACAGAGGCUGAGAACCGACCUGGAAAUCAAUCAAAGCUCAAUAAAGGGACAGAUAAAGCCGCCCCCACCCCUGGCACCAGGAGCUGUGGGCCAGACAGGGGCGAAGCGGGGGUGGGGGGAACGGAGAGGGGCGCCGUAGCUGCCCCCAAGCCCUCCCUGCCGCGCUGCCUCCGCCUGGCCAGGAAGUACACUGCAGAGUCUCCCGAACCUCCACCAGCCCUGCCCCUUCUCUCAAGGGGAGCCCGGCCGUGCCCUCGUCCACUCGCCUCUGCCCUGCUGCUCGAAUCACCUCUUCCUGGGGGCUGGCCACGCGCAGUGCAGCCCUCCAGCCCUGCCUCUACCGAGGACCCCUCCCCGGCUGUGGCAGCCGCGCCCAGGGUGGGUGGAUGAGGGUGCGGCCGGGCUCCCUUUGCUCGAGCAGCCAGAGGCCAUGCUGGCUGUCAACUUUCUUCCCCGCCUGACCUGGGGCUGACCUCAGGCCAUGCACUGGGCGGUCAUCCUGUGCAGAACGGGCUGGUCAUGGCCCCCCAGGAGCUCUGGAGGACAGCUUGGGUCCCAGAGCAGGUGGAGGCUGGUUCUGUGGCCACAAGACCUGGCCCCCAAGGCCAGGCCUCCCUCCACUCUUUCUGGGAGGGCAGUGCUAGGGAAAGCAAACACGAGGGGGCCGGGGGCCCUGCCGGGUGUUUCUAGAAAAGAUUGGGGGGAGGAGUGGUCAGACACCAGCUGACCCUGAGGUCCCAGAAACUGAGGCUGGGCGGGGCCCCGCGGAGUCCUAAUGAGGACCCCACCCAGGUUGUUAGGAAAUGGGCAGGGGGAAGGAGGGGGGUGGUCAGCGUGCCAGUCCCAUCUCCCACUUAACUCCCACAUGGCCGUCUGCUGAGCGGGAGGUCCCCCACAGCUGUCAGAGGGGCCCCCACCCAGGGGCUGGGGGCCAGCCAAACCUGAAGUUGGCUUUGAAGUGAACAUGGCCCCCCAGCCUCUCCCCUGCGCCGUCUGCAUCCUGGGCAUUUGGGGCUGAUGCUGGGCGCCGGGCACGAGAGGGUUAAUGGAAUCCGGGCCAGUGGGGCUGGGCUGGGCUGGCCAGCGACAGGGUGCUGGCUGCCCCAGCAGUGGGGGAAUCAGAGGGCACGAGCAGCCGGCCCCAGCAGACGCACUCAGCUCGCGGCCCGCCUGUGGCCUUUCUGCACGCGGGAUGGCCCUGAUUAGAGGAGGCCCGGCCCUGGCCGUGCUGCUAGUCUGCUGGGCAGCGCUGGGCCCCUGUGGCCCCGAGGGAGCGGAGCCCGGGGCUCCGGGGGCCGCCGAGAGCCUGCAGUGCCCGGCCAUCUGCACCUGCGGCCACGACGACUACGUGGACGAGCUCAGCGUCUUCUGCAGCUCCCGGAACCUCACGCGGCUGCCCGACGCCAUCCCGGACGGUGCCAGGGCCCUGUGGCUGGACGGCAACAAUCUGUCCUCCGUCCCCGCGGCUGCCUUCCGCAAUCUCUCCGGCCUCGCCUUCCUCAACCUGCAGGGCAGCGGGCUGGCCAGCCUGGAGCCGCAGGCACUGCUCGGCCUGCAGCAGCUCCGGCACCUGCACCUGGAGCGGAACCAGCUGCGCGGUCUAGCGGCCCGCACCUUCCUGCACACGCCGGGCCUGGCCUCCCUCGGCCUCAGCAACAACCUGCUCGGCCGGGUGGACGAGGGCCUCUUCCAGGGCCUGGCCGGCCUCUGGGACCUCAACCUCGGCUGGAACAGCCUGGCCGUGCUCCCCGACGCCGCCUUCCAAGGCCUGGCUAACCUGCGCGAGCUGGUGCUGGCGGGCAACAAGCUGGCCUACCUGCAGCCCCCGCUCUUCUGCGGCCUGGCCGAGCUCCGCGAGCUGGACCUGAGCAGGAACGCCCUGCGGAGCGUCAAGGCCAACGUGUUCGUCAAGCUGCCCAAGCUCCAGAAGCUCUACCUGGACCACAACCUCAUCACUGCCGUGGCCCCCGGCGCCUUCCUGGGCAUGAAGGCGCUGCGCUGGCUAGACCUGUCACACAACCGCGUGGGCGGCCUCCUGGAGGACACCUUCCCCGGCCUGCUGGGCCUGCACGUCCUGCGCCUCUCGCACAACGCCAUCGCUGGCCUGCGGCCGCGCACCUUCAAAGACCUGCACUUCUUGGAGGAGCUGCAGCUCGGCCACAACCGCAUCUGGCAGCUGCCCGACAAGGCCUUCGAGGGCCUGGGCCAGCUGGAGGUGCUCACGCUCAACGACAACCAGAUCCGGGAGAUGGAGGCAGGCGCCUUCCUCGGCCUCCUCAGCGUGGCCGUCAUGAACCUCUCCGGGAACUGCCUGCGGACGCUCCCGCAGCAGGUGUUCCACGGCCUGGGCCGGCUGCACAGCCUGCACCUGGAGCGCAGCUGCCUGGGCCGCAUCCGGCCGCACGCCUUCGCGGGCCUCUCGGGCCUGCGCCGCCUCUUCCUCAAGGACAACGGCAUCGUGGCCGUGGAGGAGGAGGGCCUGGGGGGGCUGGCGGAGCUGCUGGAGCUGGACCUCACAGCCAACCAGCUCACGCACCUGCCCGGCCAGGUCUUCCAGGGCCUCGGCAAGCUGGAGUACCUGCUCCUCUCCGGCAACCGGCUGGCGGCGCUGUCAGCGGACUCCCUGCGGCCCCUGCGGCGCGUCUUCUGGCUGGACGUCUCGCACAACCGCCUGGAGGCCCUGCCUGAGGCCGACCUGCCCCAACUGCGCUACCUGAGCCUCAGGAACAACUCCCUGCGGACCUUCACGCCACAGGCCCCUGGCCUGGAGCGCCUGUGGCUCGAGGGCAACCCCUGGCACUGUGGCUGCCCCCUGCGGGCCCUGAGGUCACUGGCCCUGCAGCAGCCCAGCGUUGUCCCGCGCUUCAUGCAGGCCGCGCUGGAGGGGGACGACGGCCAGCCACCCGUGUACGCCUAUAACAACAUCACCUGCGCCAGCCCCCCGGGCGUCUCGGGCCUCGACCUGCGUGACGUCGCCGAGGCUCACUUCGCUCACUGCUGACCAAGGCGCGCCUGGCCCGAUGCUGCCCCGGGGUCACAAUGGCGUCCCCCUCAGGGCGGGGGGGACACGGUACAGCCACGGGGUCCUGCUGGCGUGGGCACCGCCACCACACAGGCCCCGGCCCCCCAGCCGUCCCUCAUUAAAAGCCAUCU
Messenger RNA from Leptonychotes weddellii (Weddell seal), 4483 nucleotides. It is a transcript of the gene IGFALS, whose product is annotated as insulin like growth factor binding protein acid labile subunit. Lineage: Eukaryota; Metazoa; Chordata; Mammalia; Carnivora; Phocidae. Gene Ontology annotation, molecular function: protein binding. The record is from RefSeq and is a predicted model, not a curated record.